AACUUCCCUCUCCUCCAACUUUGCCCAGCUCUUUGCAAAAUCCCAUACGUCGUCCUGAUCCUCCUCAUUCUCAUACCCCUCUUCCACUACCGCAUUCUCUCCCUUACGCAUCAUACACGUCUCCCCCGAUCCUUCGUCAUCAUGCCUGACGAGAAAGACCCCCCGGUCGCCAAGCCUGAGGAGGCGUCCGACUGCGCCAUCGACAGUUCUGAUGAGGCCGACGACGAGUACAUCGAGGCUCAAAUGUCCCAGUCAGAGCUGAAGAAGAAGCAACAGACGCAGCGUCGGACGAUCCAGCAUAUCGUUCCUUUCAAAUGGAGCCCUUUGGUGUUGCCUCUGACCGAGUCGAACCUCGAGUCUUGCGUCGCCCUCGAGGACGCUGCGUUCACUGACCCGAGUCAUCGCGCUACCCGCGUCAAGUUCAUGUACCGCCUCGCGACCUGCUCAGAUAUCUCCACAGGUCUCUUCUGCAGCGUCGUCCCGGCCGAGGCCGAGGCAUUCCCCCUCUCGACCAUGACCGUCGCCAGCCCCGUCGAGACAGGUCGCGCCAACGGAGCCAAGCUGGUCCUACUCGGCCACGCCGUCGCGACCCUUGGGGAUGGCCCCGUCGUCAGCGACGACGACAUGGCCUACCCGGACAACUGGCGCGAUCAAAAGUCCGCCAAGAGCACGGAUGUCGGCCACAAGAUCAUGGGCCGCACCCUGUGUCUGCAUUCCUUCGCCAUCGACCCCAAGGUCCAGGGCUUGGGUCUCGGCAAGCUUCUCAUGAAGUCGUACCUGCAGCAGAUCAACAACUCUGGUGUUGCGGAUCGCGUUGCGCUGAUCUGCAAGGACUGGUUGGUUAGCUACUACCAGCGCUUCGGCUUCAAGCGCGUCGGUCCCAGCAAAGCGUCAUUCGCUGGCGGCGGCUGGAACGACAUGGUCAUUGAACUCUCAGGCCCGCCCAAGAAGGGUCCCGAUGCCCUCAAGGCGCGCGCCGAGUAGUGCCGUCGCCGUCACCGUCGCUGAGGCCAUUCUAGGACUUUUCUUCAUCUUUUUCGCAGUCUUAUCCGAUGAGUCUCGGCCAUCCGAGCUCUAGACGAGACAAAAACCUCUGUUUGUUUUGAGAUGAGCAAAUCAGAAGGAAUGGGGAGUGGUAUACUGAGUGGGUUGUCAACUGGGACAACCUCACAUUUGCAUGAUGGCUUUGCUUUUUUCUUCCUUUUUCUUUUGUUACCCAAGUCAACGUUGUCGAGUUACCACGAGAUUUUCAAAUCUCGAAAAAGGGUGGUAACAUCAUGAAGACGACAGGGC
Molecule: messenger RNA, 1293 nt
Organism: Colletotrichum phormii
Lineage: Eukaryota; Fungi; Ascomycota; Sordariomycetes; Glomerellales; Glomerellaceae
Product: acetyltransferase
Exons: 4
Coding region: 142-984 (280 amino acids)
Cellular component (GO): cytoplasm
Molecular function (GO): aralkylamine N-acetyltransferase activity
Source: RefSeq, a predicted model, not a curated record